Cyprinodon tularosa is the source of this 2736-nucleotide messenger RNA. It is a transcript of the gene mllt3, whose product is annotated as MLLT3 super elongation complex subunit. Gene Ontology annotation, cellular component: super elongation complex. Bases 146 to 1861 code for a protein of 571 amino acids. The transcript is spliced from 13 exons. Lineage: Eukaryota; Metazoa; Chordata; Actinopteri; Cyprinodontiformes; Cyprinodontidae. The record is from RefSeq and is a predicted model, not a curated record. Gene Ontology annotation, biological process: regulation of DNA-templated transcription.
GGUGACCGCCGGCGAGCCUCUGAAAGUCUCCAGUUUGACUUGGGUCCAGGAGAGACCAUGUCCGCCGUCACAGGCGAGCUGCGUUCACCUUUAGGCUCCUUUCUAAGUCCUUCUCCAUGAUCUAACAGGAAGCAGGGCCUGGAGGAUGGCCGGAGCGGGUGCCGUUCAGGUGAAGCUGGAACUCGGACAUCGCGCCCAGUUCAGAAAGAAACCCACGGCAGAAGGCUUCACCCACGACUGGAUGGUGUUUGUCCGAGGGCCGGAGAACAGCAACAUCCAGCACUUUGUGGAGAAAGUAGUUUUUCACCUGCAUGAAAGCUUCCCAAAGCCAAAAAGAGUAUGCAAGGAUCCUCCUUACAAAGUGGAGGAGUCGGGGUACGCUGGAUUCAUCCUGCCUAUUGAAGUCUACUUCAAAAACAAGGAAGAACCGAAGAAAGUUCGGUUUGAUUACGACCUGUUCCUCCACCUGGAGGGUCACCCACCUGUCAAUCAUCUCCGCUGUGAGAAGCUCACGUUCAACAACCCGACGGAGGAGUUUAGGAGGAAGCUGCUGAAGGCUGGAGGGACGCGGGAUCCUCACAAACGAGGUUCAGAAGAAUCAAAGGUGAUAGUGAUGCAGGAAGGAUCGACGUCUCUGUUCAGUCAGCACCUCAAGCUGCCAACGCUUCCCAACAGCUCCCUGACGUCCUCCUCCUCCGACCCAAAGAAGAGCAAGAGCUUCCACACCUCUAAGGAUUGCUUCAAAGGAGGAAGAACCGACCUCCUAACAACAGCCACAACCACCAACACCAGCAGCUUCUCCAAACUCCACAAACCCUCCAAGGACCACAAAGAAAAGCCUUUAAAAGACUUGACAGAGCCCAAAAGUGCCUUUAGAGACUCUGGCUGGGAAUCCUCAAAACUCCCCAAAGAAUUUUCAAGGAAACCCAAAGAAAAUCAGCCACUCAGAGACAGCAACCCUAAGAUGGGUUUCAAGGAACCCAAGUCUUUGGCCAAGGAUCAUCGAAGCGAGGGUCUGGCCCACGGACCCGUGGGGUUGAACAAGCGUCACUCCACAUUGGAUGGCGAUGACCCGAUGACCAAAAAACGCAGGAAGGGAUACCUUGAACCGUCGGGGAAGCCGACCUCUGGUUCAGACUCUCAUUAUUCUGACAAGAAGAGAUCGCAGACGAGCAAGCCGCGCCACGACCCGGACGAAGCCGAGCGCAGGAAGGCGUCCAGGCUCCCGCCGUUCCAGGAGCUAGUGGACCCCAACGACUCGGACAUGGAGGAUCAGUCCAAAUCCGAUUCUGAACAGCCCAGUCCUGCCAGCUCCAGCUCCAGCUCCGGCUUUACUCCCACACACCACAAACGUCAAGUUCUCGGACCGCUGCAGUCUGUGGUGCAGGACCUGCAGUCUGAGGACAAUGAUGACGACUCGGAGGACGUCGAUGACAAGGACUCCGACACGGAGCGGCCGGCACAGACGCGGCUCCCGCACCACCAGCGCAGGGUGAGUUUAAGUGACGGCAGCGAGAGUGACGGCUCCUCCCCCUCACCCCGCCCCCGCAAAGAGGCUCCGGCGUUAAUAAAGACCACCAGUAACCAGAUUCUGGAGGUGAAGAGCCCCGUCAAACAGAGCAAGCAGGAUAAGAACGAAAACAUCGACUGUGACAAGGCGUAUCUGGAUGAGUUGGUAGAGCUGCACAAGAGGCUGAUGACGCUCAGAGAAGGCCACAUACUGCAGCAGAUCGUGAACCUCAUCGAGGAGACGGGGCACUUCCACAUCACCAACACUACUUUUGACUUUGACCUCUGCUCCUUGGACAGAAGCACGGUUCGGAAGCUGCAGAGUUACCUGGAAACGUCGGGACUGUCCUGAGGUGCGGGGCGGGGCCGUGCUGCUACGACCUUUGACUCCUCCCGAAGGAAACCAGAGGUUUGCGUUCCUCCUCCACUGAGCGCGGCGCGCCGAGCGGCCCCGAGGAGGCCGAGCCCCGUCCAUCAGGAGAUCACCUGGAAGGUCUUGAACCCCGAGCGGAGGAGCGUGAAUGUUCACCAAACGUUUGCUCAGCAUUGCCUUACAACGCUAACGUCUUAUUUAUUGAGUUGAUUUCGGAGACACGUGCGAGUUCAGGACGAGGAUGAGACUGCGGAAGCACUUGGAGGGGCAGGAAUUUCUGACGAGGUCAGGAAACUACCGCUUGUUUCUGCAGCCGAGUCGACUCUGAGAAACUGAGCGAAUCGUCUCUGCAGCUCCGAUCCCCCCCCCCCAGCAGCUCAUUUAAAUCAUUCAAAGUAAAAGUUUUUCAGAAGCUUAUUGAAUUUAUGGCUAAGAAACAAACCAGAAAAAUGUCCAAACAAAUGUUUUUACUUAUGUUAAGUAUAGGAAUCCUCUGCUGCAGCAGGUACUUCUGGAAUAUUCCAUCCUCUGGGUCUGUGUUGAAAUCCUCGUCAUUUAUCGCUCGUUAGAGACUUUCUUCCAUCCAGGAAGUAGGAAGAAAGGGAGGAGAAACUCCCUUCAUGCCGUCUAGACAUCAGCACAGGAAUGGCUGUGAGGAAAAAAAAAACAUUCAUUUUUAUUUAUUUUAAAAGUUUAGCUUUUGUUUUCAAACGGGAUCGUCUUACAUUUGCCUGCUCGAUUAACUGAAGAUGAGGAGGAGGGUCUUUUUUCUCAUCCCGGCGCUCUUUCUUUGGCUUUUCUUCUGUAUUUUUGGGGAAAAAAUAAAUGUUUUGUAUGAUGUGCAGAAAAACAAA